CUGCAAAGGAGAAGAAGAGAAUGAAAAGUUGCCGAGCUGGCUCCGACGCGAGCCGCCUGCCGUCUGGUCUGGUGUCUGGACUGGCCGGACUGGCCAGCAGUUCGGGCUACUGAUUGUCUAUCGGGAUGUCGACGUCGCUGUGGCGACUCUAGCGACGCGGCGGGUCAACUCAGCGUUGUGACGGCCGGGCCGGGCGGAUAGGACCGUCUCAAUAAGCCACAAGGUCAACUCGACGCGAGCUGAGGGCAGGCUGCGCGCUGCGCAGGCCCAGCUGGCAAAUUUGACUGCUCGUGUAUAGCGGCCCUCUGCUCGCCUGCGCCAGGACAGUGCCGUAGGGCGGCAGAGCGCGCCGUCCGGCUGGAACAUGAAGGAGUUGAGCAUCCUGGUGGCAGUCACCUGCAUAGCAGGAUUUGUGUGUGGUCUUGAUCCGCAACCAACUGCUAAUGUUUGGCAGACAGCAAACCACACUAGACCUUGGCAAAAUCCUGCAUGGGCCACUCCAGGUAGCCAGCCACCAAGUGGUGUGACAACUCCCCAAAUUCCUCGUGGAAACACUGACUGGCCCUCUCUUCCUGGUGCAAAUCAACCCUCGCAACAACAAGGUCCUACUCGAUCUUAUAGCAACGUAGUGAGCCCUGUCAACCAAAGACCACCAAAUGCUGCCACCUCUCCAAGCCCUCAACGACACAACUAUAAUGGACAGCAAAACACUCAGAGAAACACACACUAUCGACCCACACAAUCAUCAAAAACCUCUUCUUCACAGAAUAUAACGCAACCGACUGACCGUGAACUUGAAGAAUUGUCGGAAAAGUUAUUUAAUGACGAUCUUAGUAACACUGGGAGAAAUAUUCGACUCAGUAUUCAGAGCCGUACUCAAUCAAAUUCUUUAGUUGACGAAGCUCCUCAGCCUUUACUCUCUGUCGAUGGUGAAGCACUGCAGAAGCCUACAAUUAAAGCUCUGAGGCAACUUUAUGAUAAUUACAUUGCUGACCCAUCAUUUGUAGAGUCUGUAACAGCUGCUGAACGACAAGAGGAAAGUGAGUUUUUGGACAAAGUUCUUGAUACCACAGUCAUGAAGGAGGCUAUGGAUUUUCUCUCUGACAAAGGGUUUGUCCAGAAAAACAAAAAGGCAUACAAGGAUUUACUGAGCUUGCUUUGGUUUACCAUGUAUUCAAGGGGAGGUGGAAUAAUAGGAUCAAGUGCAUUUGAACAUGUCUUCAUGGGGGAGCUCAAGAGAGAUGAGGUGGGUGGUCUACACAACUGGAUCUUUUUUGCAAAUGAGGAGGAAAACCAUAGAGUUGAUUAUAUGGGAUAUCUCAAGAAACUUGACCUUGGGAAGAAAAGUAAUCUUCUCAAAGUUCACUUCCGCUGGUCCAAUGUUAUCAAGCAAGCUGGAUCAAUGUUUGUUGGAACAAGUCCUGAGCUGGAGAUGGCACUGUACACAGUAUGUUUCUUCACUCGCCCUGAUGACCGCUGCCCCUUGAGUAUUGGGGGGAAAACUUUUGGAAUUCAAACAAGAAGAUAUUACCUGAGAGGUAACCGAGGAACUGUGAUUGGGACUGCAUAUCCAGUUUUUUAAGUAAUGAAGCUUACAAAAACGAUUGAGUGAUACCCAAUGUAUAUGAUGUCAUUAGGAUCAAGCAAGGAAAUAGAAAACAUCCUUCUCAACUAAAACAA
Molecule: messenger RNA, 1680 nt
Organism: Thrips palmi
Lineage: Eukaryota; Metazoa; Arthropoda; Insecta; Thysanoptera; Thripidae
Product: poly(U)-specific endoribonuclease homolog
Exons: 5
Coding region: 365-1582 (405 amino acids)
Molecular function (GO): RNA endonuclease activity
Source: RefSeq, a predicted model, not a curated record